CCGCUCCGCUCUGCACACAUGGUCGACAGAUCUAUUUGCAGAGCGAGCUGCAGUGAGAAGCUUUGUCCUCCUAGGGGUUUUCGAGCUCGUGUUUGCGUCGCGCUCCAAAAUUCGUUAACGGUGAACAAUGUAGCAGCCGACGACGGCGACGUUUCAUCACCGGGAGGACAUUUAAAACGAACCCCCACCGGGACCGCUCGCUGAACGGAUGCUAAAUCUCAUAAUUUCAUUGGAGGUCAUCUUAACCUGAAAUCCCCCUUCUCAUUGGGAUCUAGAAAAGAGAAUAUUUGAUUCGUGGAUAUUUUGUCGGACAAAUCUAACCGCAAUGUAACGGCAUUUUUAGAGUGGUAAGCUGUCUUUCUAAGAGUGGAUGUCCGUUAUUGUUCGAUGAGAUGUGAGAGAGUUGUCGUGAUUUCUGCUGCAGUCCUGCUGGUUUAGCCUACAUGGGCUGUAGAAGGAACAAUAGCCUACAAUCUGUGGCCGAAUAGGUCGUUUGGUGGUGCGACCGCUAGGUUUCAGUGGAUAAGUGUUCACAUUGCAAAAUGAGACUUGGCUACAUUCACACAUAGUUUGGAGCAGAAUAUGGAUUUUUCUGUCGUCCUGGCUCAGAGUUGGGAAUGCGGUAAUGGAGAACCGGAAUAAUCCAAUACCACCAAUACCACUCGUGGCUGGAAGAAACUAAUAGACCCGUGGGAACGAGAAUGUUGCCGGCCCUGGAAAUUGUAGCCUGCAACACCGUAAAUCAAUCAACGACCGACUGAGUAAACGAAUUAUUGUUGAUUUGACCGUGGCGUCGGUCGACGGUACCAUAAAACAAACCGUCAAUAACGGAUAAUCGUUAUUUGAAUUGAUGACGGAAUCACAUCGAUGAUAACAACCCACUCGGCGCACCACACUACUCCACGCUCAGAAGAGAAUCGUAGCCUAUGCGUGGGCGUUGUAAGCAGUGUUGUUGACUGGAGAGGACACAUAUUUCGGGCUGACAGAUUGGUAGUGACACCGGCGGGUCUGUGUGUGAGAGAGCAUGGCAGCGGUAGUAAACUACUCUCCCCCAUGGUGGGUCAACCUUCUCCACCGCCUCCCCCACUUCAACCUGCACUUUGAGACGGUCAGCAGCGACUUCAGCCCCGAGGACUCAGAGUACCAGAAGUCGGUGCUGUUGCUAGGCGGAAUAGCGUUGGUGUGUCUGGCUCUGGACCUCCUCUUCCUCCUCUUCUACUCUUUCUGGCUGUGCUGCCGACGCCGCAAGAACCAUGACGACACACACUCUCACUCACACACACACCAGCCCCCCAACCCUGACUGCUGCUGUACCGCCUGGUGUGUCAUCAUUGCCACGCUCGUUUGCAGUGCCGGCAUUGCCGUGGGUUUCUAUGGAAACGGGGAGUCAUGUGACGGAGCCAACCGACUGGCGUAUUCUCUACGGCACGCCAACCGCACCGUGGCAGGGGUCGACAAACUGGUGACGGACAGUGCCCUGUCUCUGAACCAGACAGUGGAGGGAGGUCUGGUCCAGUUGGAGACGGCCUACUCUGAACAGACUGACUAUGUGUCUAUCGUCCAGAAGCUCCAGGGUCAGCUGGAUGAACUGGUCAGACUCAUGGUGGACAUCCCCUUCUGGAGUAACUCUGAUAUCUCACUAGAAGACCUGGCCAUCAAGACUGAAGCCUUUGACUGGUACAGGUGGCUGGUAUACCUGACUCUGCUGCUGUUUGAUGUUCUGAUCUGUCUGCUGGUUCUGUUCGGACUGAUACGCAACUCUAAAGGCACUCUGAUUGGGGUGUGUUUGUUGGGUGUUCUGACUCUCAUCAUCAGCUGGGGGUCUCUGGGACUGGAGCUGGCAGCUGCUGCGACGGCCAGCGACUUCUGUGUUUCCCCGGAUACCUACAUCACCAGGGUAACCAAGGAGAACGCUGUCAUCAACCAAGAUAUCCUGCAGUAUUACCUGAGGUGCAGCAGUGGCCAAUCAAAUCCUUUCCAGCAUAAGCUGUCUGGCAGUCACAAAGCCCUGGUUGAGAUGCAAGAUGACGUGGCAGAACUACUACAGUCAGCUAUAAGGGAUUACCCCAACACCAAGGGGACUCUGGAACAGAUUCAGACUGUAUUGAACUCUACGGAGGUUGGCCUUCAUCAACUCACCGCUCUGGUCGACUGUCGCAGCCUGCACAUGGACUACGUCCAGGCUCUAACAGGGUUGUGUUAUGAUGGAGUGGAGGGGCUGAUCUACCUGGUGCUGUUCUCCUUCGUCACAGCUCUCAUGUUCUCCUCCAUCGUCUGCAGUGUGCCACACACCUGGCAGAGUAAGAGGACGGAUGAUGAGGAUGGAGAAGACGAGUCUGCUGCCCAAGGCAAUCGGGGGGCGGGUCCUCAUGAUAACCUGUACCGCGUGCACAUGCCCAGUCUCUACAGCUGUGGUAGCAGCUACGGCAGCGAAGCUAGCAUCCCCGCUACGGCCCACACUGUCAGCAAUGCCCCUGUCACUGAGUACAUGACCCAGAACGCAAACUUUCAGACCCCCAGGUGUGAGAACACGCCUCUGAUUGGCAGGGAAUCCCCUCCACCCUCUUACACCUCGAGUAUGAGGGCCAAGUAUCUGGCCACCAGUCGACCGGACCAGAACCGACGGUCAGUCCCCAAUGACCAGUUGGACCCGGCCAGCCGACCACAUCCCCUCACCAGACCACAGUCAUCUGUCCACUAGAACAUUCCAGAACCUACCAAAACCUUCUAGAACCUAUUAUAACCUACCAGAAUCUUCUAGAAAGAACUCAUCAACCAAAAAAGAACGGGAACAGACCAGAACCAAUUUUUCAUUCCACUAAAGAACCACAACCCACUAGAACUACCAACUCCUUAUAACCUGUUGACACAGUAGUCCACUUAUAGAACCAGAAGCACUAAGGAUCAUAACCACCUCCUCAGCCCAUAGGAACCACUAAAAGAAUACUUCUCAGAUUCACCUGAACAGACCACAGUGGGUUGAAAAGCAGAGCCAACCAACGGACCAACCAGCCCAACUCACCAGAACAGAACCUCAACUCAUCAGCCAACCAACACCAACCUACCUAGACUCCAGAAGAUCACCAUGAACCUUGUAGAUCCCCACCCCCCCGAUCCCCACCCCACCUCAGCUCCCCUACAACCAUCCCACAGUCCCACUCAGCUCUACACCAUCUCAAACUGGAUCCUCCAGCUCUUUACUAAGUAUACUGCCCUCUGGUGGUGACUGCUGGUAUGAGCCACACACACACACACACACACACACACACACACACACACACACACACUGUAUAGAACUGUAAAUAGUGAAAUAGUAUGAGUUACAUUCUGGAGGAAGACUCAACUGAAACAUGGUGGUAUAUAGAUGUAUUUAGAGUGUGUGUUUCCAAGGACUGAGGCUGUAUCACAUUCUAGGCCACACACACACGCACACCUGUACGUGUGUGUGCCUCUCUCUACUCUACCUGCCUCUGUAAACAACCCUCCUGCCAUCUAAUCUACCAAGCCACUAGGACACAGAAUCUGACUGCAAAACGGCCCCUGCACUCUGCAAAACGCUCCAACAUUCCUGUAACAUCUGGUGUUUUUAACUUUACUGCAAAGGGCUGUUGUGCAGACAGACCAUGUGGCCUGAAAGUGAUUCAGAAAGCCAUGUUGUGGAGUAACCACUCUCUGUGAUGUCUGAAUUAAACUGUAGGUAGAUUUAGCCACCACUGUACAGCAGUGACGUGUUACAUUUAGCCUGUGUAAGAGCCACGUUAACUAACUACACGUAUGACUACAACUUGAAUCGUGUGCUCUCUUGAGUGUGUUCUCUGUUCUGUGUGUGUUUGCGUGCGUCUAACGCACAUGUAAAUAUGAGUCCAGGACCGAACGGAACAUGGUGAAAUUCCAAACAUUCUGAAAUCAGAUUCCAGAGAAAGAGUUUGCAUUCCCGAACUAACUCUGGGACUGAAUGAAAAGACGAAAGGGCAUGGGAGAGCUCACCUGUGGGCUCAUAACUCUGUAUAAUGAGGGAUAUUGAACUCUCCUAAACUAAAGGGCAUGGGAGAGCUCACCUGUGGGCUCAUAACUCUGUAUAAUGAGGGAUAUUGAACUCUCCUAAACUAAAGGACAUGGGAGAGCUCACCUGUGGGCUCAUAACUCUGUAUAAUGAGGGAUAUUGAACUCUCCUAAACUAAAGGACAUGGGAGAGCUCACCUGUGGGCUCAUAACUCUGUAUAAUGAGGGAUAUUGAACUCUCCUAAACUAAAGGACAUGGGAGAGCUCACCUGUGGGCUCAUAACUCUGUAUAAUGAGGGAUAUUGAACUCUCCUAAACUAAAGGACAUGGGAGAGCUCACCUGUGGGCUCAUAACUCUGUAUAAUGAGGGAUAUUGAACUCUCCUAAACUAAAGGACAUGGGAGAGCUCACCUGUGGGCUCAUAACUCUGUAUAAUGAGGGAUAUUGAACUCUCCUAAACUAAAGGGCAUGGGAGAGCUCACCUGUGGGCUCAUAACUCUGUAUAAUGAGGGAUGUUGAACUCUCCUAAACUAAAGGACAUGGGAGAGCUCACCUGUGGGCUCAUAACUCUGUAUAAUGAGGGAUAUUGAACUCUCCUAAACUAAAGGACAUGGGAGAGCUCACCUGUGCCAAAAUAACUGAAUAUUGAGGGAUGCUGAACUCUCUUUAUCUUGUCAUUCCUUUUUUUAGUUCCUUAAUUCUCAGAAAGGGAAAAUAAAUCCUGGAUAAUGUUGGAUCAUACGGUGAAAGACAGAGAAAGACUUUUAAAUUAAAAUGUGUUUUUAAUUUAGUUAAAACAUUUAACUUGAUAAUGAAGCAUUGGGUGCUGUGACCAACUUUCUCUUAAAAAAAAAAAUGUUUACUUCAUUUUUAUUAUUUCGUCAAACAGGGAUCUUCUUUAACGACCUCAGACUAAAGGUCACGAUGAGGUUAGAGGUCACAACCUUUCUCAAACAGGAAGUUUUUUUCUUCUUCUCAGAAGCACAAAUGAUCUUCGAGGUGAAUAUGGGAGACGGAAAAGAAGAACACCCACGCGUUGAUGUAAAGUGUGUGCGUUGUGGGAACACUUAAAGCCUCGUGAAACAUGCCUGAUCUCGCGAUAGCUCUUGUUCUGUUUCACGGUGAAGUGAAAGGAAACGUGAGCGGUGCAGCGGUCUGUCUCCUUAUCCAGGUUAUUGGCCGACCAUAGUUAGAUAGAGGACUCUCUAAAGACCCUCUUACCUUACUAGGUACUCUAUCUAACUCUAUGGGGCUGCCAGUAGUUUAUCUCUAGGGGCCGACCAUAGAGUAAGAUAGAGGACUCUAAAGUUCAAUCUUAAUUUACUAGGUACUCUAUCUAACUCUAUGGGUCUGCCAGUCGUUCUCUCUCGCUACUAUGUGCUGUGAAGUGUAUGAUGAUAAUAGUGUAGCUGUAAUCUCUCUCAUCACUCUUCUGUGUGAUGGCUCGUCCAGUGUAGUCUUGGUAUUGCUCUCUUCUCUCCUGUGUGUGCUGUCUGUACGUACAGUACAGUGGUCUGUGUGUGCGGUUGCCAGCAAAUUAAGGGUCGUUAUUAUUAUCCAAUCUUCAUCUAAGAAACACACACACACACUAACAUUCAUUGCAGACCCACACAUUGCAGACAUACACACACAUACACACACUAUUCUUUAUAUCUAGACAUUGUCCUGUGAACUGUCACUCACACACCAUAGAACUACAGUACCCAUACACCCUCACUCCUGUACAUUUGACACUGGUUAGCAUUUGCAUCAUGGGAAAUGUAGUGUAUUAACUAGAGGGAUUUCCAGUUAAAUGGGAGAAAGAUUCCAUAGGAAUGAUCGUUCAAACGAUCUUGAUUAACUCGCUCUGGGUAGAAGUUGCCUUUAACCACAGAUCUAGGAUCAAUUUACUCUCCCAUUAUCCUAAUCUUAACCAUUAGGCGGAACACAAAACAUUUCUUAGAUCAGUGUCUAGUAAGCAACUUCAUCCUACCAUGACAAGCUCAGUGUGUGUGUGUAUAAUUUACUGUGAAUGAAAGACCACUUCUCUGUCGUUUUCAGCGAGACAAUCGUUACUGGCGUGAUUCCACUCGUUUUUAAUAUUCUGCUUAUCACGUCACCAUGACAACGCUACCUAUACUACGGCGUUUGCACGACAGGAGAGGACAAAAAAAAUACUGUUGGAAACUAAGAACCAAUGGCCUUUUCUUAAACUUGUAACAAUCUAAUAACUCUUCAUAUCACACGUUUUCAUUUGUCUGUCUUCUAAAAAAUGAAUCAUAAAAAAACAAUAGCUCGCUCUUUUGUAGGCUAAUAAUAAUUAUGGCAAGAGCACCAUUUGUUUUCUGUUUUUCUUUAUAAUAAUGCUGAAUGACUGUCUUGAAUUGCAUUUUUUUUUUUUAUAAAACCGUACUGUAGACUUGUUAAUUUUUGAUGGUUGUUUUUAUGUCCCCGGCGACAACAACGGUUUACUAAGAUGAUAAUACUGUCUGUUCUAAACUGUGGUGGUGACAUUAUUGAGCCUGGAAUCCAUGUUUUAAAAACAGAAUUAAAACAACUUUAACUGA
Salmo salar (Atlantic salmon) is the source of this 6548-nucleotide messenger RNA. RefSeq names its product protein tweety homolog 3. Gene Ontology annotation, cellular component: plasma membrane. Gene Ontology annotation, molecular function: volume-sensitive chloride channel activity; intracellularly calcium-gated chloride channel activity. The record is from RefSeq and is a predicted model, not a curated record. Lineage: Eukaryota; Metazoa; Chordata; Actinopteri; Salmoniformes; Salmonidae.